Musca domestica (house fly) is the source of this 2432-nucleotide messenger RNA. Its product is annotated as dentin sialophosphoprotein. NCBI's taxonomy places the organism in Eukaryota, Metazoa, Arthropoda, Insecta, Diptera, Muscidae. The transcript has 4 exons. Bases 41 to 2365 code for a protein of 774 amino acids. The record is from RefSeq and is a predicted model, not a curated record.
AAAGAAAAUUUGUUGAUUAUAGAGUGUAAUUUGUUUGAAAAUGUUCCCACAAUCGGAAUUGGAAAAUUACAAAUUACAAGUGGAAUUAUUGCAAGAAAAAUUGCAAAGAAGUGAAAUAUCACGCCAACAAUUGGAACAUAAAUUGGAUAAAAUUUUACAAAAACGUGAUGAACACGAUAAAAUCGUGCGGGCAAAAUCCAAACAAAAAUAUCAACAAUUUUUGGAAGAACAGCAAAGACGUAAUGAACGUAACAAACAAUUGGUUGAAAUGCUUGAACGUAUCGAACAGCAGACGGCAGCGAUGAAUGCACGCAGUGAGCGACUUAAAAUGAUGAAGCUCCAAUAUGAGAUGUACUUUGCCAAAUUGGUUCAUUCUCAGACUCGCAGAUGUUUGCAAACAUCUGUCAUGGCCAUGACAACACCACAAAUGAUGGCUGCAGCAUCAACAACAUCCAUACCCGCCAGUGUGAUUGGUGGAGUUUCCGCACAGCCCAUGACAAUGACAAAUAUUCAUACCCCUGUCGCGGAUGGACGUUAUCCCGGAGGCUAUCCUCCUAAAGUUUAUGAAGAGCCAACGUUUAUGCCGAACAAUUAUCAAAGAUAUGAAAUGGAUGCGACAUUUGAUCAACGACGAAAGGAUAAUUCAUCCGAUUCUCCGCUAAUGGGAAUGUCCAAUUCCGAUAUUACUUUCAACUCUUCCUUCAGAAGUAGUGACAGCGCUGAUGUGCAAAAAGUUGAUAUUCCAAGGCCUUAUCUAGCACAGGAAAGGCGUACAGAAGUUAAUAUGAAAAUGGAUAAUGGUACCAGGGGAAACUUUAAUUUUCCCAAUACCCGAGGAUAUGAAUUGAAAUCCCAUCCUUCAGAGAUUUUGGAAAACUCUAAUAAGGUUCAAGAGCUUGAUAUGUCAAUAACUACUACAACUCCAUCUUCCAUAAGUGAUGCCAACAAUUAUGAUGUGGUGAUAUCUAAACAAAAUAUGGUACCCCAUACUGGGGAUACUUUUAAGGGUUUUGAAAAUAAAAAUGGAACUAUUAAGGAUAACGAAGAACCAAACCAACGGCCUAGAAACAUAAUUCCCACACAAAACCCAUUGGAAUUAAAAAGUGAAAUUGUUGUAGACAAAAAGGAUAAGGAACAAAUUCAGGGCAUAGCAACCAAGCCAGCAGUAGUGGAAGACUCUCAAAGAGAAAACACAGAACUCCCUAAUAUAGAAAAGCAGGAUAAGCCUGAAACUAUGAACACCGAACAACAAAAAUCAAGUGUGGAAAUUCCUGAUGAAAUACCAGAAAAGUCAAGUGUGGAAAUUUCUCAACAAAGGCAGUCUGAAGAGGAAACGCAAGCAAAAGAACAGACACCAAUAAUUGAAGAUAAAACCCCAACUACUAGUGCUCCUUCAAUGUCAAUUGAAAAUAUUGAAAAUGCAAUCUACGGGGAAUUAGUAAAUUCUUCUGAAGGAACAGAGAAAAUACCACCCGCAGACAUGGCCACAGUACCAUCCACUUUGCUGGAAAAUUUGGUAACAGAAGCCGCUGCAGCUUCUGAAGAAGUGAACAAACCCGAAAUCCAACAACCUAGCGAUAAUGGCGAAAAAUAUAACGUAGAAAUACCAUAUGAUAGAGAAAAACUUAUGCAGGAAAUUCCAAUGCCCCCGGAAACAUAUGAAUAUGUUACAGCCGACACAGUGGCGGAUGAUGAUAAUAAUGUUACAACAACUGAAGAAUAUGCUGGCUAUGACAGCAAUGCCAACAUCACAGACGAUGGACAGCAGGAACAACAAGAAUAUGAUUAUAGUAAUUAUGAUCCAUCACAGUAUAGCUAUCCCGGUUAUAUUUAUGAUGAGACUACAGGGGAAUAUAAACCCGAUCCAAAUGCCAGUGCCGAACAGUAUGCCCAAGAUCAACAAUAUGCCGAGGACUAUGACCAACAAUAUCAGCAACAAGAGGCUUAUGAUUAUAAUCAAACAUACGAUCAGCAGGAAAUUCAGGAAUCAGAUGCAACACAAGAUACAGCUGCAACAUAUGAAAAUUAUGAUACCACCCAGCAGGUGGAACCAACAAGUGCCGUAACUGAAGAACCAGUUCAGGAAGGGGGACAAGAAACACAACAAAAUCAAGAUGCAACAGAAACCGAAUUAACCACUAAGCCCCAGACCACUACUACCAAACCCACAUCAAUUCUGGCCACGGGUGACAAGAAAGAUGGACAGAAAAACAAGAAACGUGUUAACUUUGUGGACAGCAGUGAAACGGAUGAGAGCUCAGUGGAUAAGGCAAAAACAGUGCCGGCAGCUGCAAAACCAAGUGGUGGAAAUGAAAGCGAUUUUGAUUUUUCCUCAAGCAGUGACAUUGCUCCAGAAGCAAAAUAAAUUUACUUAAUUUUUAAACAAGUUAUUAUUCUGUGAAACACACUUAAAUGUUAUCUAAAUGCUUAAA